UUUUAUUAUGUAUGUUGUAAAGGGUGCAGUAUUUGUUGGAUAUUGGUGUGAUUUCGUGUCGGCCAUCAUAAUGGCGGUGUAAGGGCUGUAGCGGCAGCAGCAACAGCGGCGCGCAACUUCUAGCAGUGCGGCAUAGCAGCACUGGCAGCUUUUCUUGCAACCAUGGCGUCCCCAACAUUUUCCUACAGCCUUGCUGUAGUCGACAGCAAAGAAAUCUUCGACUUCUUCACUUUCAUAUUUUUAGAAGAACUGUCUAUAUUGAAAUAUGGCGGACAUGUAUUGCUUCGAGAGGACACUGGAGGACUUCGUGUCCUUCAACCAGCCGUUGCCGGCUGACGCAGGACUGGGUUUGCUGGAUGAGUACCUGGAGGUGGGGAAGUCUCACCUGGAGUCCCAUGCGUUCCCAAGCAAAUACGCGAAAGAAGUUUCCGACUUGCUGUCAGCAACCAGUCUGUUAAACUGUACAGAUGACGGCAAGGAGGAUGCUUUCUCCGGCAUGGACUGGAUGGCAGAGAAGAUAGACUUGAACAGUGUGUUUGAUUCUCUGCUGACUGAGGACUACAGUGAAGACUCUGCCUCUCCAGAAGAAUUGAUGGCUGCACUCUACUCGUGCAACUUUCUCACAACCCAGGCAUCACCAGACAACCUACAAGUAACUGAUCUAAUUCCAGAAGUUCCUUCUCUGCAAUACUCUGAAACAACACCACUUUCCCCUUUUGUUGAGAUUGUGCCCUUUACUGUUUCCCAAGAGUAUGAUCCACAUACUGCAGAUGAUUCAUUCAGUUUAGAGCUAGGUAAUGAAGUGGAUAUAUCAGAUAGUUCAAAUGAUGAUUCUGUUUCAAGUACAAAUGAUUCUGUUUCAAGUACAGUAUCUGCCUUUGUUUUGAAAGGUACAGGGGAGGAAUGUUUAGGCUCUGAUAAGGAAAGUGGGGUAUGUAUGAGCCCAGGGUCUGAUGCAGAUAGUGGGAUUUGUUCAAGCCCAGUAUCUUAUUUGGAAUCCCCUCAGCAGAGUCCUUCCUCACUGGGUUCUCCGUGCUCUGUGAGGUCCAAACCAUAUAGCUGUUCUGUUGAAAUAAAAUCUGUAUUGUCAAAGGUAAAAUCUGUUGGAAAUAAGCCUGUAGAUAAGAAACUAAAGAAAAUGGAACAAAAUAAAACUGCAGCUACUCGUUACAGACAAAAAAAGAGAGCAGAGCAGGAGGCUCUAAGUGGUGAGUGUAUGGAAUUGGAAGAUAAGAAUAAAAUAUUGAAAGAAAAGGCAGAUUCUCUUGCUAGAGAGAUAAAGUACUUGAAAGAUCUCAUUGAGGAAGUUCGAAAAGCUAAAAGUAAAAAAGCAAAGACCUGAAUUGUAUGCAUACUGCUUUGUACAUAAAAUGGCUUUUUAGUUGCAACAGUUUGCUUAUUUAUUUUCUAAUAAAAAUAUUUUUUCUUGUA
Messenger RNA from Protopterus annectens (West African lungfish), 1431 nucleotides. It is a transcript of the gene ATF4, whose product is annotated as activating transcription factor 4. Bases 266 to 1342 code for a protein of 358 amino acids. The record is from RefSeq and is a predicted model, not a curated record. Gene Ontology annotation, cellular component: ATF4-CREB1 transcription factor complex; nucleus; ATF1-ATF4 transcription factor complex. The transcript is spliced from 3 exons. NCBI's taxonomy places the organism in Eukaryota, Metazoa, Chordata, Ceratodontiformes, Protopteridae. Gene Ontology annotation, molecular function: RNA polymerase II transcription regulatory region sequence-specific DNA binding; DNA-binding transcription activator activity, RNA polymerase II-specific. Gene Ontology annotation, biological process: regulation of transcription by RNA polymerase II.